AUGAAGUACGCAUUUGUUCUCACGGCUAUGGCCGCUCUCGCCUCCAAGGUCGCCGCUGUCGGUGUCUCUGGCACCCCCGAGGGCUUUGCUUCUGCCGCUACUGGUGGUGGUAGUGCCACCCCCGUCUACCCUUCCACCACCGAUGAGCUGGUCUCUUACCUCGGUGAUGAUGAGGCCCGUGUCAUUGUCCUGAGCAAGACUUUUGACUUCACUGAUACCGAGGGCACUACCAGUGGUACCGGCUGUCUUCCUUGGGGCACUGGCUCUGGUUGCCAGGUUGCCAUUAACCAGGAUGACUGGUGUACCAACUACCAGCCUGAUGCCGCUACCACCAGUGUCACCUACAACACUGCUGGUGUGCUCGGUAUCACCGUUGGCUCCAACAAGUCCUUGAUUGGUGAGGGUACCAGCGGUGUUAUCAAGGGCCGUGGUCUGCGCAUGGUCAGCGGUGUUGAGAACAUCAUCAUCCAGAACAUCGCUGUCACCGACAUCAACCCUAAGUACGUCUGGGGUGGUGAUGCUAUCACCCUCAACGAGGCUGACAACGUCUGGAUUGACCACGUUACCACUGCUCGCAUCGGCCGUCAGCACUAUGUGCUGGGCACUGAAGCUGACAACCGUGUCUCUAUCACUAACAACUACAUCAACGGUGAAUCUGACUACUCUGCCACCUGCGACGGUCACCACUACUGGAAUGUGUACCUUGAUGGCUCCAGCGACAAGGUGACCUUCAAGGGCAACUACCUCUACAAGACUAGCGGCCGUGCUCCCAAGGUCCAGGACAACACCUACCUUCACGCUGUCAACAACUACUGGGACGAGAACUCUGGCCACGCCUUCGAGAUUGGUUCCGGUGGUUACGUCCUUGCUGAGGGUAACUACUUCUCCAACGUCGACGAGGUCCUCGAGUCCUCCUCUUUCGCGGGUGCCCUCUUCGCCGCCGACAGCGCUUCCAGCACCUGCUCCGACUACAUCGGUCGCUCUUGUGUCGCCAACGUCAACGGAGGCACCUUGACUGGCUCCUCCACCGACGUUCUGUCGAACCUGAAGGGUGAGACCCUCGCUACUGCUGACGGUGCCAGCACCAACCCUGCUGGCAGUGCUGGCCAGGGUAACCUGUAA
Messenger RNA from Penicillium antarcticum, 1122 nucleotides. RefSeq names its product polysaccharide lyase family 1 protein. The coding region runs from base 1 to 1122 and encodes 373 amino acids. The transcript is spliced from 5 exons. Gene Ontology annotation, molecular function: pectate lyase activity. Lineage: Eukaryota; Fungi; Ascomycota; Eurotiomycetes; Eurotiales; Aspergillaceae. The record is from RefSeq and is a predicted model, not a curated record.